AUGGAGCCGGCCAAGAACACCCCUCCUCCAUCGGCUUCGGCAGGCGCUCGCAACCCAUUCGCGUAUCAACAGAAGCUGUUGGAGAGAUCUGCUUCACGGAGCAGCAACUUCUCGCUAACGGGUGGUGGUGAUGCUGGCAACGCACCGUCUGGGGCUACCGGCUCGGCUGGCUCCACUCCUAGCCGCACACCUGGCGCCUCGGGACUCUCACAUUCGAGUUCCAUCAGAAGGUAUCCUGCGCCUCACAGACACACUGGCUCUCUAGAUCCACACAGAACCGCCCAUUUACUCAGUAGCGGUCAUGCUGCUUCCUCUGCCUCAGUCUCGCCCUCGCACGACUCGGCGGCGUUUGGCUCAAAUGGUAGUCUGAGUGCAAAUGGCUCGACAUCGUCCCAGGGUCAGUCUCCAUCACCGGCAAGCUCGUCGACCUUCUCUACACCAUCUUCGAGCCGCGCCAAUCGACAUAUGUCAAUGCCUCCUGCUCCGCGUGAAGACGUAAGCACUCCCACAUUUGCGUCUAGACGGCCGCUUUCACCAACCAAAAGCAGCCCAUUCGCUCGUGCGGUCAGCCCUACGAAGGACCGCCCCGUCUCUCCCACCAAGGGCUACCCCUCACCUGGCUCGCCGGGCAAAGCAGAUUCUUCAUGGAUCAACAACAACAGCAGCCCUUCCACGCCAUCAGGCUCGUUUUGGUCCCACGGAACAGGUACCAGCACCGCACCCUCUUCCCACGCGCCAUCCGCCAUUCAUCUAGGUGGCGUCAGUGAUCUCAAGCGAAGCAGUGUGGGAGCUUUGCAAAUGAUGCGAGGUUUCACGUCCAAGGCCGAUGGGUCUAGUGCUGCAUCUCUUGACCCGGCCCACACCAGAAUGACAGUUGGGCGUAAAGGCGUCUCAGGAACCAAACCAGGCGCUGGUCUUGGUCUAGUUGAAGAGAAUGCAGGCGCCAAAGAGGAGACGUUUACGAAACCUGAGCGGCCAGGUCGAAUGGAAAGCGAGGACCAAGGAGAGGGUGAGAUCAUCCUGCCAGGUAUCACGACCGGAGCUGAGGAUGUUGCAGGUCUAUCUGGAAGAAUCCGUCUCGCCAGGGCAGGAGGUGCUGGUACUGCAGCGCUCGGUCGACCUGCACCAACGGGCAACCUCCCUUUUGCCAACGCUGGAAAGUGGAUGGAUACGCAGCGACACCUUCUGCAAGCCUAUGAGUACCUGUGUCACUGCGGAGAAGCUAAGCAGUGGCUAGAGCACGCAGUCGGGGAAGAGCUAGGCGACAUCGUAGACAUGGAGAAUGAUAUGCGCGACGGCAUCUUCUUGGCCAAGCUGGCACGGACUUUCGAACCUGAUUGCGUGCCACGUAUCUUCACGCAUCCAAAGCUGCAGUAUCGUCAUACCGACAACACCAACUACUUCUUCCGCUUUUGCCAGAAAGUGGAACUGCCCAUCAGUUUCCAAUUCGAACUGACGGACUUGUAUGAGAAGAAGAAUUUCCCCAAGGUCGUGUAUUGCAUCCAUGCGCUUUCGUGAGUCGAAGCUUAGGUUCGAAACCAUACCCGGGCCGAUGUGACUAAAACGCUCCGACUCAACCCGCUGGCUACAGUCACAUCUUGGCGCGUCAGGGUCGAGCACUGAAGGUGGGCAAUUUGGUUGGCAACCUUCAAUUCACAGACGAUCAGUUGCAGCAAACGCAAAGAGGCCUCGAUGCUGCAGGAGUGAGCAUGCCCAAGUUCGGGGCGCUAGGAAAGACGCUGGCCAAAGAAAUGAACAUCGAGCCUGAACCGGAGCCAGAGACGGAGGAAGAACGUGAGUUUGAAUAAGCUGUUCCAGAAACUGGCGGUCAGCGUCUCAAUGUGGCCCGUCACCUUUGCAGGUAUCGAUCGGGAACUCGCCGAGAACUUGUCAUCAGUCGUUGCGACUCAGAGCGCGGUGCGCAGUUUCUUAGCUCGGAAGCGAUUCGACCGCCUCAGGGCGGAAGAGGCUGAGCGAAGGAGAAGAGAAGAAGAGCGUAGAAAGAAAGCCGAAGAGGCACGAAGGCUCGCUGAGGAGGCACGGAUAGCUGAGGAACGUCGCGUAGAAGACGAGCGUCGCAAAGCUGAAGCAGCUCGCCUGGCCGAAGAGCGUCGGAUAGCGGAAGAGCGCAGAAUAGCUGAGGAGAAGCGGGAGGCGGAAGAGAAACGCAUCGCCGAGGAGAAACGCAGAGCUGAAGAGCAGCGAAUGCUCGCUGUUUGGGCUCCGAAAGUCCAAGCUCAUGUGAGUGCAAUGCUCCAUCAGGGGAAAUUUUUUUGCUCGUGCUGACCUGUGCUCGUGGAAUGCACCUGCAGAUCAGAGGCACUAUGCUCCGAAGACGCUUUUAUAGCGACGUCUCUGCUCUGGACCAGCAUGAGCGGAGCGUGGUUGGUCUACAAGCGCAAGUGCGUGGCGUGUUAGCACGCCAGGCCUACCAGGACCAAAUCUUCCGCCUAGGCGAUGCCACGGAAGAGGUCAUAAAGCUGCAAGCAGUCUGUAGAGCUGCACUUGCUCGAAGAGCGCUACUGGGCAAGAUUCGUUCGCUGCGAGACGCUACUGGCGAUAUCGUCCGCAUACAGGCACAGGUGCGCGGUGUCAUCCUCAGACGGCAGCGUAAACAGAUGAAAGCCGCUCUGCAAAAGGUGGAGGUACACCGCUCAGUCGGUGGCUUGCAAUCCUUUGCUCGUGCAGCUCUUGCGCGAAGGAAGCAUCAGGAGCAAGCCAAAGAGCUUGUCUUUGUUACACCAGAUGUCGUGGGCAUUCAAGCUCAGAUUCGGGGCGUGCUCGCCAGGCUUGACUACCAGUGGUGGCGAAGUCACAUUCUCUCAAGCGAGCCGGUUGCCGUGCAUCUGCAGUCUCUAGUGCGAGGACUUCUCAUGCGUCGCAACUUCAACGCCAAAUUGCGGCACUAUCACAACCAUCUCGAAAAGGUCGUCAAGAUUCAGAGUCUGUUCAGAGGCAAGCAACAAGGCGAGCAGUACCGCAGUCUCACUAUGGGGAAGAACGUGCCUGUGGCGACGAUCAAGAACUUUGGCCAUCUCUUGAAUGACUCAGACCAAGACUUUGAAGACGAAAUUGAGGUCGAACGGCUACGGAAACAGGUCGUGCGAAACAUUCGGGAGAAUCGCACGCUCGAGAAUGACGUCAGCGACCUGGACACAAAGAUCGCAUUACUUGUCAAGAACAAGAUCGGUAUCGAGGAGCUCAUCAAAGCGAAGAAUGAGCGCGGAUUGCUCGGUCAGCGCGAGGCAGCUGCUACUCUGGCUCGACGCAAUUCCGUCCUCGUCGCGGCAAACGAUCCUUUUGCUGACCAGACCCUCAACAAGGAGGCAAGGCGGAAGCUCGAGCUGUACCAGGAAUUGUUCUAUUCCCUUCAGACGCGGCCGGAGUAUCUAGCUCGGCUGUGCGCCCGCGUCGGCAAGAUGGAGAUACCUGAUCGACAACGCAAGCAGGUGGAGAAGAUUGUACUCACCCUCUUUGGCUACGCCCAGAAAGCCAGAGAAGAGUAUCUUUUGCUCAAGCUGUUCCAACGCUGUGUGAGCGAGGAGUUGUCCCUGGUCAACAGCGUUCAGGAGUUCAUGCGUGGCAACGCACAAUUCAUCAAGCUCGUCGUCCAGUACAACCGAGGUGCAAAGGAGAGGCAAUACUUGCGAGCUCUGCUUGCGCCCCUUGUGCAAGGCAUAGUUGAGGAUGACGUUCUGGAUUUGGAAACAGAUCCUUGCGCGAUCUACCGCGCUUGCAUCAACGCAGAGGAAAUGCGAAGCGGCCAAGCGAGUCGUAGGCCCCUCGAGGUCAACUUUCACGAGGCGUUGGCUGAUCCAGAGGCACGGACAGCUUUCAUCCAGCAUCUGCAGUUCUUGCGUGGCACUACUGAGGCCUUCCUGGCUGCCAUCGUCGGAUCAACGAAGCGCAUGCCUUUCGGCAUCCGCUACAUUGCGCGCGAGGUGUUCCGGGGCCUUCAGGCCAAGUUCCCCAACGAGGCCGAAGACGCUCUCAUCAAAGUCGUUGGCCAUCUUGUCUACUACCGCUAUCUGAACCCUGCUAUCGUGGCUCCCGAGGGUUUCGACGUCAUCGAGACGCUCGUCGGCCCCGUGCAGCGCAAAAAUCUCGCGGAAGUUUCGAAGAUGCUCACCCAGGUCGCCGCCGGCAGGCUUUUCUCGGAUGACAACCCUUACUUGCAGCCCUUGAAUGAGUAUGUCACUCAAGCGUCCAAUCGCUUCGUCAAGUGGCUGUACCAGGUCGUUGACGUUGCCGAUGCAGAGCUGCACUUUUCAGCCGACGAGUUCCUGGACCACACAAUCCCGCAAAAACCAGUCAUCUACAUCUCACCCAACGAAAUCUACUCCAUGCACCUCCUGGUCUCGCAGCAAGUCGAUCACCUUGCGCCUCACCCCAACGAUCCCCUGCGCGCGGUGCUGGGGGAGCUAGGUCCACCGCCGAUGUCCACGUCAGCUGAGCUCAACACUGCUCGUGAUGGAGAGAUUACCUUUGAGCUGACCUCCCGCAGCACCAACAUCACGGACCCAGAAGCUGAGACGAAGGCACUCUUCGUCGAGACCAAGCGCCUCGUCCUUUCGCUGCUGAAAGUGCAGUCCGGAAAGACUCUUGUGGACGUCUUCGUCGCUCCCGUCACUGAUGCCGAUGAGAUGGCAUGGGAGGAAUUGGUGUCACUCGAAGUCGCAGGUGAUCGUCAGCGUUACCGCGGUCAGCGGCCGCCCGCCUCGAUGGACGCUCUUCGCAGCCCACGCUUGGAGGACGUGCGUCGGCUGUCCUUUGCCGAAUUGAAGGCGCGCACAUUGGAGAACAUGCUGCAGCUCGAACGUGCUGGCAAAGUUUCCAGGUCGAAUGGUUACCAAGAGAUGCUCUCUGCCUUGGCCAUCGACAUUCGCAACAAGCACAGAAAGCGCAUUCAACGGCACAAUGAGAUCACCGCAAUGCACGUGACGCUUCAGAACUUGGCGGAAAAGAAGAACUACUUGGAAGAGCAGAUCGGCUCGUAUGGGUCCUACAUCGAUGCAAGCAUGCAGCAGAUGCAAAAGAAGGGGUAAGUGCCCGUAACGUCGCUCGCUCGUGCGUCUCCACCACACGUGCACUCACACGCUUUGCUGGCUCUGUCACUUUGCAGCAAAAAGAAAUUCGUUCUACCCUUCACGCAGCAGUACUUCCACAUGCGAAGUCUCAAAGCUAGCGGCAAGGUACCCAAGUUCGGCUCGUACAAGUACACCGCUCAGCGGUUAUUUGAGAAGGGCGUCCUCCUCUCUGUGGAUCAGUUCAGCUCGAAACAGUAUGAUCAGAUCAACCUGACCAUCAGCUCGGAUGAGCCGGGUCUUUUCACCGUAAGCGCUUCAGUCCUUGGCGUCGCUGGCGGCACGGAGGACCUGCGCAUCGAAGAUCUACUACAGGCGCAAUUUUCUGGCGUCUCUGUCCUCACCCUGAUGGACGGAAUGGCAAAAGUGAAGUUGCCUUUGCUGAUCAAUCUGAUCAAUUCAAAGGUGAGUUUUGGUGCGCGUGCUGCUCGGCUUCGAACCACAAGCUGACCAAGAGCGACUCGACGCCAUGAUUCAGUUCUACGCCUAA
Molecule: messenger RNA, 5574 nt
Organism: Ceraceosorus bombacis
Lineage: Eukaryota; Fungi; Basidiomycota; Exobasidiomycetes; Ceraceosorales; Ceraceosoraceae
Source: the annotation of a GenBank genome assembly